ACUCUGAGUUUAUUAAGCACCUAAACCAUUUGCAUAAAUUGUGUUGUGAAGCUAACGAUCAAGUUUGUUAAUUUUCCCGUAUUAACAUAUGUUCGCCACACGGAAUGUUUACUUUACAUGACGACUUUGUAUACAGUAUUUCGCAAAUUUUUGUUAGAAUUCUUAUUGAUAACGUGUCGUGAAGAUUGUUGUUUUUUUUUAAAAUUAGUAUUUUUUGCUACGUGGUUCAUUGAUUCGUUCAACACAUUUUUUGUCCAACAAAAUGAUGUGUACGAUUCGUCAUACAACUUUCCAGAUUAUGCACUCCAAAAGGAAUACACCGGACCGGGAGGUGUGGAGAAAGAGGUGGAAAAGCCAACCAAGGAUGAGUUUAAUAUAGCCAAAUGGAUCAAGAAAAAUGUACCAACAAAGAAGACGAAAUUUUUGAACCACAACGUCGAAUAUUUUACAUCAUCGAAGGCACUUGACGCUUUAAUGGCUUCGAAAUUCGGUCAAGGUGAAAAUUGCUUGUUUCCCACACGAGAAAUUGCCAUCGAAUUUUUGGACUCGAUGCUGGUGCACAAAUUCUUCCAUCGGGCUAAAAAAGUUCCGGUCACGGAGGCAGAACUGAAACGGGGCAAAAAGGCCGAAAAGAAGACCGACGAUGAUGAGAAGAAGGAAAUCUCCGCUGCUAGCACAAAGAAGAAAGAGGAAAAGGUGACGGAUGCGGAAAGUAGUCAUGUUGAAGGUAAAAAAGACAAAGUGGUGGAAAAGGACAAAGAAAAGAAAAAGCGCAAAAUUCGAUUGGACAUGCAUCCGGAUCAAGUGUUUGUUGAUGGUGGCGAGGCCUACGUUUGGAUCUACGAUCCGAUACCGAUGCAUUAUUGGUUAUUCGGUGCAUUACUUGUGUUUGGAGCAAUCGUCAUUUGUCUGUUUCCGCUGUGGCCGCCGUCAUUAAGGAAAGGAGUUUACUAUUUGAGUAUUGCGGCUGCUGGAUUUUUGGUCUUUAUUCUUGGUUUAGUUGUGCUUCGUUUUAUUGUUUUCUGUAUAAUUUGGCUAUUGACCAGAUCCAAACAUCAUUUUUGGCUGUUCCCAAACUUGACCGAAGAUGUUGGAUUCUUCGCAUCAUUCUGGCCGAUUUAUAAACACGACUACAUGGCUGACGGUGCAGCAUCCAAAGAAAAGAAACGUAAACGCAAAAAAGAUAAGGACAGUGAUGCUGAAGAAGAUGUCAACGUUCCCGUGGGAUCCGAUAGAAUUGAAAACGUUAAAGAAAAUGACACGGAAACGGAAGCAGAACCAUUGAUUAAAGUUUCAGCAAACGAACCUGCUGAGACGAACGAAGAGAAAAAGGGAUCACCGUCGGAAAGCGAAUCAGAAAGUUCGCAACGUUCAUCAACCGGAAAAGAUUUCGAGAUAGUCGAUCCAGAGGAUGUGGAUACAUCUUAAUUAAAUGCAAAUUUUUAUUCAUUUUACGAAAUAAUAUAUUUAUGAAGU
Molecule: messenger RNA, 1476 nt
Organism: Bradysia coprophila
Lineage: Eukaryota; Metazoa; Arthropoda; Insecta; Diptera; Sciaridae
Gene: Trp1
Product: translocation protein 1
Biological process (GO): post-translational protein targeting to membrane, translocation
Cellular component (GO): endoplasmic reticulum membrane; endoplasmic reticulum
Source: RefSeq, a predicted model, not a curated record